Papaver somniferum (opium poppy) is the source of this 1453-nucleotide messenger RNA. RefSeq names its product replication factor C subunit 3-like. Lineage: Eukaryota; Viridiplantae; Streptophyta; Magnoliopsida; Ranunculales; Papaveraceae. Gene Ontology annotation, molecular function: ATP hydrolysis activity; DNA binding; DNA clamp loader activity. Gene Ontology annotation, cellular component: DNA replication factor C complex; nucleus. Gene Ontology annotation, biological process: DNA-templated DNA replication; DNA repair. Bases 110 to 1174 code for a protein of 354 amino acids. The transcript is spliced from 11 exons. The record is from RefSeq and is a predicted model, not a curated record.
AUUGCUAAAAUUAGGUUUUUAUCUGAAGUCCGCAAAACCCUGUAUUCUUCUUCUUCUCUUCCCGCCACUUUACUUUUACUUAACUCUUCUCUAUCGAUCACUAGCAAAGAUGUUGUGGGUCGACAAAUACAGACCGAAAACCCUAGAUAAAAUGAUUGUUCAUGCAGAUGUAGCUGAAAAUCUCAAGAAACUGGUUACUGAGCAGGAUUGUCCCCAUUUGUUGUUCUAUGGACCUUCUGGUAAUGGUAAGAAAACCCUAAUCUUGGCCGUACUCAGACAGAUGUUUGGUCCUGGUGCAGAAAAGGUGAAGGUAGAGACCAAGACAUGGAAAGUUGAUGCUGGGUCCAGAACAAUUGAUGUAGAACUCACAACAUUGUCUGGUACCCAUCAUGUGGAAAUGAACCCCAGUGAUGCAAACUUCCAGGAUCGUUAUGUCGUGCAAGAGAUUAUUAAGGAGAUGGCCAAGAAUAGACCAAUUGACACAAAAGGGAAGAAGGGGUAUAAAGUCUUAGUGCUAAAUGAGGUUGACAAACUCUCAAGAGAAGCCCAGCAUUCACUACGGAGAACUAUGGAGAAGUAUAGUGCAUCGUGUCGGUUAAUUCUCUGCUGUAAUAGUUCAUCAAAAGUUACUGAAGCAGUUCGUUCUCGAUGUUUGAAUGUUCGAAUAAAUGCACCAACUGAAGAGCAGAUUGUUUCGGUGUUAGAAUUCAUUGGCAAAAAGGAAGGACUGCAAAUUCCGCCUGGAUUUACGGGUCGUAUUGCUGCUCAAUCAAAUCGGAGUUUAAGAAGGGCCAUAUUGUUAUUUGAGACAUGUCGAGUUCAACAGUAUCCUUUUACAAGUAAUCAAGCUAUCCCACCAAUGGAUUGGGAACAAUAUAUAACUGAAAUAGCAUCUGACAUUUUGCAGGAGCAGAGCCCUAAAAGGUUGUUUGUGGUUCGAGGGAAGUUGUAUGAGCUACUAAUUAAUUGCAUUCCUCCCGUUCUUAUUCUGAAGAGGCUGUUAUUUGAGCUGUUAAAGAAGUUGGAUGCUGAAUUGAAGCACGAGGUCUGCUAUUGGGCUGCAUAUUAUGAGCAUAGGAUGCGUCUUGGGCAGAAAGCCAUAUUUCACAUGGAAGCUUUUGUGGCCAAAUUCAUGAGCAUUUACAAGGCGUUUCUCAUCUCCACAUUUGGUUAAAGAUCUUAAAUGAAUCAUCGGGCCUACUUCAAGUUCUGAUAUUGGAAGCAUACUGAGAGCCAAAUAGCAACUGCUGCAGCUAUGAAAAUUCUGUCAACUUAUUGUUCUUUAAACAUACCAGAGCAGAUGAAUACAUUGCCCUUGCUUCUUAAUGUUUAUUCUGAAUCUAGAAAUUAGUGUAACUUUCACCUGUUUAUCUUUUUCAUUCGGCUGUCUUUUGGUUUGCUUCAAGAUGAUCUAUGGAUGCCCAUGGCUCCAGCUAAAUUCGGUAGUUUUUAA